Messenger RNA from Vitis riparia (riverbank grape), 800 nucleotides. RefSeq lists its product as uncharacterized. The transcript has a single exon. The coding region runs from base 87 to 671 and encodes 194 amino acids. The record is from RefSeq and is a predicted model, not a curated record. NCBI's taxonomy places the organism in Eukaryota, Viridiplantae, Streptophyta, Magnoliopsida, Vitales, Vitaceae.
UCCAAACGCUCCAAUUAUUAACCCCUUACUCUUACUCUUAUCUAUCUUCUCAGUCCCCUCUCUCUGCUCAGUCGAGCAGCUCAGCAAUGGUCAAACCACAGAGGCCACCCUCUGGCCGUACGAAUCUAGCUUCAUGCGUUGUGGCCACAAUAUUCUUGAUUUUCAUCAUCAUCGUUGUGUUGAUCGUCUUCUUCUCUGUGUUCAAGCCCAAAGAACCCAUAAUUUCAGUGAAUGCAGUGCAGCUUCCGAGCUUCGCAAUCUCCAAUGGCACCGUCAACUUCACAUUCUCGCAGUACGUGUCGGUGAAGAACCCUAACAAGGCGGAGUUCUCGCAUUACGACAGCACGCUUCAGCUGCUCUACGGUGGGAAUCAAGUGGGCUUCAUGUUCAUUCCCGCCGGGAAGAUCGGCUCCGGCCGGACCCAGUACAUGGCUGCCACCUUCGCGGUGGAGUCCUUCCCAUUGGGGGCGGUGCCGGAGUCCGUGGGACCCACGAUCACCGACGGCCUCGGAGGGUUCAGAAUCGGACCCAAUUUGGAGAUUGAGUCGAGGAUGGAAAUGGCGGGUAGGGUUAGGGUUCUGCACUUCUUCACGCACCAUGUGGAUGCCAGAGCUGUUUGUAGGGUUUCCAUUGCUGUGAGUGAUGGAUCUGUUUUAGGGUUUCACUGCUAGUUUAAUUUUUAUUUUAUUUUAUUUUUUGUGAUUUGGGUGUGGAAUUCUGAUGCCCAAUUUGGAUCCACAAGUGUAAAAAUUAAUUUUUGAAUUAAUUAUUAAUGUUGUGUUCCAUUUUUUUUUCCCAAA